AGAUUUAAAUUAAUGUUCAAACCGAAUUAGAAGAUGAUGGCAUAAAACCAUGAAACUAUAAGUUUGUUUGCCUUCCAUAAAAAUACAGAAAAAAAAAUAUAUAUAUAAUGUAAAUUGUCUAAGGGACAAAUUUGAAAAAGGCAUUCAGCCUUCUGAGCUAGAACUCAAUUCAGACAUUAAACAAGGAAAAUUAGCCUGAAUGUAAAUGUUUCGUUUUAAAUGGAAGAUUGAAAACUAAGCUGGGCUUUUAAACUAAUGAUUUGUCUGUGUAACUGAAAAUGGUCAGUCUAACAGACUGCUGUGAAUUUAAAUCUGAAUAAGUACCUUUAACAGUUCUAACACCUUUUGUUCUGUUUUCACACCUCUGAGGGCACUUUUCCUGUAUUCGCCAUGGCUGAGUCUGCACAAAACAAAGGCAAUAGUCAUGCAUUGAGGCCAACAACAGAAAGACAUGGAACAGAACCUCCAAAUCGUUACCAUGUUACCAUUGAUCAGAUGUUGGAGAAUCUGAAUGCAUAUCUGGACAAAAGGCUGGGACUGAGGAAGUUCCAUGAUGACAUCUGCCAGAAGUACAGCAUCAAGUACUCAGAGAGUGGACUAUGGGCUUUGCCGGACAUUAAAAGGGCUUAUGGAAAGAUGCAGCGCUUAAGGACAUACACCAACAGAGAUGGCUUGUCUGUAAUUUUGCUCAAACAAAUUCGACAGCAUCUACAGAGAUGUGAAACUGACAAAUUACAACAUGAGAAAAAAGCAGAGAAAGCAAAGGUUCGAGCACUGGCUGAACAAUUACAGACUGUAAAGAAGGACAAAGAAAGACUGUUACAUCAGAAUGACAAGUUGUUAACUUUGCUCUCCAAACGACUGGAAUCAAAAGCUUCAAGCAGCUCUGAUAACAGUGAUGCAGAUAUCAACACACAUACUGAAAUUACAAAGGACAAACUGAAGGUUAGACUUGCUCCUGUAAUUAUUAAGAACAGAAGAACUGAAACUGAAAAUGAAGAGGAGUAUGAGGAAGAUGGUGAACGACGAACUCGCACAGUAAAAAAGGUAAUAAAGAAAUAUGUUCCAUACAGAACAUACCAGCCAGCUACUCCAGAGCAAGUUGACAAAUGGUCAAAAGAAUUGCCAGAUGUGUACAAGCAACCACGGAAAGUAUGGCAAUUUCUUCAACGCUUGCAGAAAAUCUACAAUUUACAUCCACUGGACAGUGUGAUGAUAGUUAAUGUGAACUUAAGAGACAAUGACCAACAACGACUUACAGAAAGUGUUGAAAGAAGGAUUGGUGAAUCUCAAGAAAACAUUGAAGCUGGAUGGGAAGCGGUUCAAACCUUCUUAUUUGAACUGAAACCUGCAGAGGUUAAUUGGGCUAAAAUUACCUCUUGUGUGCAGAAGACAGGAGAAAGUGUUGCAGAGUUUGAAGAACACUUCAGACAAACUUGGAUGGAACAUGCUGGUUUGAACAACAACAUUGAAGAACUCUGUGAAGACACUAGCAUCCCUUUUAAAACCAUAUUUGUGAAUGGACUGAAACCUGAGGUUUCUAAAACUCUUAAAAUCAGGUAUGAUGACUGGGACAGCACUGGAACAACAUUUAUGCAGAUUGUAGAAUGGUCAGCAAAGAUUGAAAGAACACAGGAAGUCGAUCUCAGAGUUUUACAAUCCAAAACCUUGUCAUACAACUACAGGACAAUGGGAUACGAAAAAAGUGAAUAUCAGAGACACUCAAGAGAGAAAACUCAGGAAAGAUUUAGACAUUGCAACGAGGAAGGACACUGGAUUCGUGAUUGUAAGCUGAGUUUGAGACAAAGUGAUGACGACCACCUGUUGAAGAGGUUUCAGCAGUUGACAGCCAAACAAAAACAGACUCUGCUAAAUGCUGUGGAGCCACAGGGAAACUGAAGAACCUCUCUCUGCAGCACCAGCUAGUGACAUCUUAUCCAAAAGCUGAUGGACUCCAUGAAACCUCAACAACUGAAGCCACAGAGGAUGUCCUAGUAGACAGUGCUGCUAAACAAGCCGUAAAGGAGAGAGGUAAACAUGCAGCGGCAUUAAGACAACUUCAGCAAAACUCACAAACUGUUCUACAUAGUAAACAGAUUCAAAUUGAAUUGGCCAGGAAACAAUCAUCAUUGUUAAUGGAAGAUGUAAAAAAACAUGAUGACAAACGAUGCCUUAAGGAAAAC
This is a messenger RNA of Carassius auratus (goldfish), 2183 nucleotides long. RefSeq lists its product as uncharacterized. The record is from RefSeq and is a predicted model, not a curated record. Bases 391 to 1899 code for a protein of 502 amino acids. NCBI's taxonomy places the organism in Eukaryota, Metazoa, Chordata, Actinopteri, Cypriniformes, Cyprinidae. The transcript has 2 exons.